AUGCGUAUUCUAUUUUUCUUCGCCGUUCUGCUAGCAGUACUAGUCGCUGCCUGUGCAUUUCCCGCGGCUGAUGAGCCCCUACUGAUUCGAACGAAACGUCAACGUCGAUUCGGCUAUGGUUAUGGUGGUUGGGGCGGAAUGGGCGGGUGGGGUGGUGGUUAUCCUGGUUUCGGCGGCGGUUUUGGUGGAUGGGGCGGUGGCUACCCUGGAUUCGGUGGCAUGUAUCCAGGAAUGAUGGGAUAA
Molecule: messenger RNA, 243 nt
Organism: Necator americanus (New World hookworm)
Lineage: Eukaryota; Metazoa; Nematoda; Chromadorea; Rhabditida; Ancylostomatidae
Exons: 2
Coding region: 1-243 (80 amino acids)
Source: RefSeq, a predicted model, not a curated record